AUGAAAAAUAGAAUGAAUAUAGAAAACGAUAGUAAUACGAAGAAACAAAAAUAUGGAACUGGAAUUAACUUUAAGGUACAACAAAAACUUAAAGUGUCUGGUAAAGAAUAUGUGUCUCGUAAAGGAAAAAGUGUUCCAGCAAGAAAGCAACCGGGACUUGAGAUGGUGUGCAAAUGUUAUAAUGAUGGUUGCAAAAAAAUUAAAGGUGAAGAAAAGAAAAAACUUUUCAAUAAUUUCUACUCGUCGGAUCUAAACGCACAAGGAUCAUUUUGUAUGUCUCAUAUUCAUUUAGGAGAGGUUAAAAGAAGACGUAAUGGUAAAUAUACUGACCCAAGGGAGAGCAGAAGGCAAAGUACGAUAUAUUAUACUUUGCCGGAUGGAUCAGGAAGUACUGUGAAAGUUUGUAAAAAACCUUCAUGA
Molecule: messenger RNA, 420 nt
Organism: Psylliodes chrysocephalus
Lineage: Eukaryota; Metazoa; Arthropoda; Insecta; Coleoptera; Chrysomelidae
Source: the annotation of a GenBank genome assembly